AUGUGGAAUUAAAUAUUUGUAUGUUUGUUGUUCAUUAAUCUGUGCCUUGUCAUAGCAUUAAACUUGAGUUUUGUUUUUUAAUUUUUCCCACAAACAGAUCGAUGAUUCUGCCACUUCUAUUUCUCUGGCCCAGCUCUCUAAGACUGCCAACCUUGCUGAGGCAAACGCGUCUGAAGAAGACAAAAUUAGAGCUAUGAUGUCCCAGUCUAACCAUGAAUAUGAUCCCAUUCAUUACAUGAGGAGGCUGGUGGGACCCCCUCCCCCAAACUAUACCUGUUUUCGUUGUGGGAAGAAUGGACACUACAUACGAAACUGCCCGACCAAUGGGCAGGACAAAAGCUUUGAGGCGCCGCCGAGGAUACGGAGGAGCACGGGGAUCCCCCGGAGCUUCAUGACCGAGGUGGACGACCCCAGCAUGAAGGGCGCCAUGCUGACCAACACGGGCCGCUACGCCAUCCCCACCAUCGACGCGGAGGCGUACGCGACCGGGAAGAAGGAGAAGCCGCCCUUCCUCCCCCGGGAGCAGUCCUCCUCUUCGGAGGAUGAAGACCCCGUGCCGGACGAGCUGCUCUGCCUGAUCUGCAAGGACCUGAUGACCGACGCCGUGGUCAUUCCCUGCUGCGGGAACAGCUACUGCGACGAGUGUGUACGGACAAGCCUCCUCGAAUCAGAGGAGCACACGUGUCCUACUUGCAACCAAUCGGACGUGUCACCUGAUGCAUUGAUCGCCAAUAAGUUCCUGCGCCAGGCGGUGAAUAACUUCAAGAAUGAGACGGGUUACACCAAGCGCAUGCGGAAGGGACCGCCCCAGCCGCCUGCCCCCACGGCCCCGCCCCAGCUGAGGGUGCAGCGCCCCGUCCAGCCGGUCAGACCGCCCACCUCCCGACAGCAGGACCCCCUGAUGGCCAACGUGCCCCGUCCCGCGGCGGUCGAGACCCCCCCACCCCCUGUAGCACCGCCGACCGUCACCCCCGCCCAGGCCCCCGUUCAGCCCCCCCACCAGCCCCCCGGAGCGGCCCACUCUGCCAGCAGUAGCCCCGCCCUACAGACCAGCCCUGUGGCCCCGCGCCCCAGCUUCAGCAGCCCCGCCCCCUCCCCUCAGCGCACCAUCAAGCAGGAGGAGCAGCUGCCGCCGCCGCCCAAGGAAUGUUCUAGAGAGCUGGAGAGCGUGGCUCCUCCCCCGUCGGUUCUGGUGCCAGCGGACCCACCUCUGCCAACGCCGGUCAUUCCAAAGGGAUACCACGUUCCUGUCAUUGGCCAGCCUCACUCUCUCGGUCACAACAUCCCAAGAAACAUGCAUCCACCCCGGCCCAGCCUGCCCCGGCCUGUAGGAGGGAGACCGCCGUGGGAGAUGUCUUCUGGGAGGGGCAGGCCCCACAACGACCGGCCCCCUCGAUCACAGGCCCCGCCCAUGCCUGCCGCCCUGCCGGCCGCCCCCCCGGUCUAUGGGCCCCCGUCUCUCUUUGCCCAGCACCAGCACCCCAUGCCCCAGCCCCCCGGCGUGGCCCCGCAGCAGUACCCCCUGCCGUACCCCCCCGGCCAACCCCCCGCCGCCAACUACAGCGUGCCUCCGCCCGUCUACAACCCCGCCCCCGCCAACGUGCCUGCCCCGUGGGUGCCCCCCGGCACCCAGCCCCCCAUAAGCAACACCAUCCCCCCCCUCACCCCCACCCCCUUCCUCUCCAAGGAGGAGUUCUACAGACAGCAGAGGAGGCUGAAGGAAGAUUCGCACUGUCGAUUCGUUGCCAGGGAGAAGUCUAAACUCGAGGAAUUCACCAACGACUUCGCCAAAGAGCUUCUGGAGUAUAGAAAGAUCCAGAAAGAAAGGAGACGAUCCUAUUCCAGGUCCAAGUCCCCGUACAGGGGCUCGUCGUACAGCGGCAGCUCGUACUCCUACUCCAAGUCCCGCUCGCGCUCGCGCUCCGCGCGCUCGUACUCGCGCUCGCUCAGCCGCUCGCGGUCGCGCUCGCGGUCCAGGUCGCGCUCGCGGUCCCGCUCCUACUCGCCGUACUCCCGCCGGGGCGGGCGGGGCCGCAGCCGGAGCUACCGCUCCAGGUCCCGCUCCCACGGCUACCACCGCUCCCGCACGCGCUCGCCGUCCUACCGGGGCCGCGACGGGGCCGGCGGCAGCGGGGCCUACCGCUCGCGCUCGCGCUCGCCCGGCGGCUACCGGAGCCACACGCCCAGCAAGAAGCCCGCGCUGCCGCCGCCGGCCGAGGCGGACCGCGAGCGCGACCGCAAGUUCCCCAACCGCUUCCGGGAGGCGCCGGUGUACGACGGGAAGCCCUACUACGGGCGCGGCGCGGACCAGGGCGGCGACGCCUUCGAGCGCGAGCGCUACCGCGAGUGGGAGAGGGAGUACCGGGAGUGGUACGAGAAGUACUUCAAGAGCUACAACAACCCCCCCGCGGGAGGAGGAGGACGAGGAGAGGGAGGGGUCGGGGGUCUGCCCCGGCCCGGUAGGGGCCCCCCGCCCGGCCGCGAACCCUUCGCCCCCGAACGCUUCGCCCCGCCCCGCCCCCGGGAGAACUCCCCCUUCGGCCGCGGGAGGAGAGGCGAGGAGUACCAGCUGCCCGCCCCGGGCCACGCGCACGCCCACGGAAUCCCCCCCAGGGGGCGCAACAUCCCCCAAACCUACCAGGAGAAGUUUGCCUUCAAGGAGGCCCACGGGUUGUCCUUGUUGGGUCCCGGUCCGGGACCUGCAAGAGGGCCUAGCAAGGAGCUCCCGAAGGCCCCCAAGGAGAAGGAGGUGGGCGGGGCAGGGGCGUCGACCGACCCCAAGGCCCUGAAGCACAAGAAGCACCGCAAGAAGAGGAAAGGGGAAGACGGAGGAGAUGGCUUCAGCCAGUCGGACUCCAUGGAGGACAGCGCGGGCGGGGCCAGGAAGGACGAUCGGCAGAAAGGGGGCGGGGACUCGCUGCUGAUGGCGUCCAGCCGCGACGACGCCACGCCCGUGCGGGACGAGCCCAUGGACGGCUCCGCCCCGCCGCCCUACAAGACCGCGUCCUCCUCAGACCGCGACAGGCGGGACAAGGGCGGGGCCAAGGGGAAGAGCGAGAAGACCAAGCGCAAGGCCGACGGCGGGCCGAAGAAGGAGUCCUCCAAAAGCGCCACCGCGGCGACCGCCUCCGCCUCGUCCUCCAAGUCCUCCCGGGAGAAGGACAGCGACGCCGACCGGGACAAGUCGCCCCGCUCCGAACCGCCGGCCAAAAAGCACAAGGAGGACUCCUCCCUCAAGGGGGACCCGUCCAAGCCCCACCCGUCCCAGAGGGGCGACUCGUCCCGCCGGCCGGCCCCCAAACCCGCCAAGCCGCACCAGGACCCCAAAGCCUCCAAAGACGGCGGAGACGCUCGGGCCAAGAAGGAGCCCGCCGCGAAGGACGCCGCCGCCGCGCCUGGCUCCGCCCCCGCCGCCGCCGCCAAGCACGACAAGCCCCGCCGCGACGCCGAGAAGCCGUCCUCCGCCAAGGCCGGCGACGCCAAGCCCGACAAGCGCAAGCGCAAGGACGACAAGGCCGAGGCGGACCCCGCCCCCGCCUCCAAGGCCACCCGCGGCCCCGACGCAGCCGAGGGGGCCAAGGGCUCCCCGAAGCCCAAGCCCAAGACGGAGAGCGAGAAGCAGGCGGAGCGCGAGAGGGAGAGAGAGAGGGAGCGCGAGAAGGAGCGGGAGAAGGAGCGGGAGCGGCCCGCCAUCCGGCCGCUGAUGGAGAAGGAGAUCAAGCCCGUGCCGCUGAGGAAGAUCAAGAUCAACCGCGAGAUCGGCAAGAAGAUCGGCAGCGCGGAGCUGCCCCCCGCGCCCGCGCCCCCGCCCCCGCCCGCGCCCGAGGAGCCCAGCAACGGGGCCGGGAAGGGCCGGCCCGACCGGAGCAAGGGCAAGGUGCGCAGGAAGGUGCCUGCCCCGGACGGCUCGGGCUCCCUGCUGGUGGACUACACCAGCACCAGCUCUACCGGAGGCAGCCCCAUUAAGAGGCUGGAGGAGAGGCAGGACCUGAGGAAGACCGUGGUGAAGACUCUGGAGGAGUACACCAACGACAGCUCCACCCCGGCCGAGGACGAGAUCGUCCUGAUCCAGGUGCCGCGCUCCAAGUGGGAGAAGGAGGACGAGUCCGACGACGAGGAGGGCCGGGCGUCCUCCGCGCCCUCCGGCGAAACCGCCGCGCCCUCUGGCUCCGCCCCUCCCCCCGCCCCCGGCCCUGCCCCCGCCGCCCCUCCCCCCGCCCCCCUCGCCGCCGAGGGCGCGGCCACCGCCGCCAAGCCCGCCGACAAGGAUAAGGACACGCCCCCUCCGGAGAGACCCGCCUCCGUUGCCAAGGACGCGGUGGAGGCCCCUCAGCCCGAGGCCAAGCCGGCACGGGUCUCCACCCCCGGCGACAAGGAACGGGAGAAGGAGAAGGAGAGGGAGAGGGACAAGGAUAAAGAGAGGGACAGAGAGCGGGAGAAGGAGAGGGAGAGAGAGCGAGAAAAAGAAAGGGAGAAGGAGAAGGUGAAAGAGAGGGAGCGUGGCGGAGGAGGUGGAAAUUCGGACAGGGAGGCGGUGACGGACAAGCGGAAGCCCGUCCCCUCCACCUCCGGCUCGGAUCGGGAGAGGAACCCGGAGCGCGGCAGUGACCAUAGCAACGAGAAGAGCAGCUCCUCUUCCUCCUCCUCAUCCCGGGACAGGCCGUCUGAGAAGAUGGACCCCGCCCCCCGGAAAGCGGCGGGAGCCGCUUCAUCGGCAGCCGGGGAGAGGAAACCGGAGCACAAGUCCGGAGCCAGGGACCAUUCCGGCUCAAAGUACAAGGACUCCAAACCCAGAGACCCCGCCAAGAGGAGAGAGUCUCCGCCCCCGCCCAAAGAGCAGGGCGCGCCCCCGAGGGCCCGGGACCGGGACGCUCAGCAGCACGGCGACGGAGCCAAGCGAGGGGGGGCGGAGUCCCGCAGGCCCGACCACAGCCCCGCGCGGGACAAGAGGCCGCCGUCGAACGCCGGCGGUCCCGAGCCCAAGAGGCCGUCGGACAAGGAGGGCGCGCCCGGCCGCCACUCCGACUCCACCGCGAGGGGCGCCAAAGAGCGGGAGCACGGCGCCGCUCACAAAGCGUCCCACAGGGGGGCGGGGUCACCCGAGGAGAGGGCGGGGCGAGGCGGCGGCGGCGAGCGCGGGGAGCACCCCAAGGCCAAGGCCCCGCCGUCCGCCCGCUCGGCCCGCCUCUCCUCCGACCUGACCCGCGAGACGGACGAGGCCGCCUUCGUGCCCGACUACAGCGAGAGCGACAGCGAGGACGCCUCCGACACGGAGGGGCCCGGCCGGGGGGCGGAGACGGGCCGUGCCGGGGGCGGAGCCAGCAGCCCCAGCGCCAGUCAGAGCCACUCGGGAAGCCCCGCCCACAGCAGCAGCGGCGGCAGCUCGCUGGGCAGCCAGGACAGCCGGAAGAAGAAGAAGGAGAAGAAGGACAAGAAAGACAAGAAGAAGCACAAGAAACACAAGAAACACAAAAAACACAAGAAGCACGGCGUCGGCAACGAGUCCGACUCGGAGCAGAAGGGACAGAAACACAAACACAAGAAGAAGAAAUCCAAGAAGAACAAAGAAAAGGACAAAGAUGAGAAGGAGAAAGAAGACCAAAAACCCAAACUGGCUGAAUCUUGAUAGGCACGGACACAGUUGAUUGAAUUCACCGACGUCCUGUUUUUUUCUUUUUUUUUUCUUUUGUAAUGUCAGUGUAUAUUGUACAGAGAAAUUUUUGAGUUGUACAUAUGCAUAGAGAUGAAUAUGCUGCACGUAAUAACUACUGCUCAGCUGAGAUUUUUUUUUUCAUCCAUUUGUUUUGUCUUCUGAGGGUUAUACAAAUGCAAAAAUUGUACAGAAAUGUUAAUUUGACCAUGCAAAAAAAAAAAGUAAAUACUGUGGUGUUGAGAUUUAGCUACUUGAAUGGAGGUGAAUUUAUUUAUGUCAUCAACCUUUUAAGGAUUUUUUGGGCACAGUGGUGAGGAGUGGAUCUUGCCUGAGGGUUUUUGGGGGGGGUGGGGGGCAGGGGGGUAGUGGAUCUUGCCAGAGGGUCUUUGGGGGUUGGGGGGGGAUGGGCCCCUGUGGUAAGUGUUUCUAAAGUCAUUUCAGAGGAUUUCUCCAUUGCAGGAGAGUUCUUUAUCAUCAUAUAGGAAUUGUUCAUUUAUAAAGCAAUUGCCAUAGCACUUUACAAAUGCAGAUUUGAACAUUAUCACAAAGCCUGAUGGAGCGAAUUCCUCAUAUCUUGACAUAGUACCCAGAAUGCAUUAGGCCUUUAAUUAUGGCACUGUAAGAGCAUUAUUAUGGACAGAACUGGAUAGCUGUUUUAAUGAAUUCUUUCAUGGCGACGCAUCCUUAUAAAGUAGGUGUGGGAUUUGCUGUACUGUGAAAUUUUUCCUCAUUUUUUUUCCACUGACUUUGCAUCGCCUUCAUGUUUGAUUUAAACCACCAGCUGAAUCCUAGAGGGAAGAAGGCCUUUCUAUGUUUUGAUGACAAUAAAUUUUUUUCAGCAAAACUUUAAACAA
This is a messenger RNA of Anguilla rostrata (American eel), 6507 nucleotides long. RefSeq names its product E3 ubiquitin-protein ligase RBBP6-like. Bases 194 to 5626 code for a protein of 1810 amino acids. The transcript is spliced from 14 exons. The record is from RefSeq and is a predicted model, not a curated record. Gene Ontology annotation, cellular component: nucleus. NCBI's taxonomy places the organism in Eukaryota, Metazoa, Chordata, Actinopteri, Anguilliformes, Anguillidae. Gene Ontology annotation, biological process: ubiquitin-dependent protein catabolic process; protein ubiquitination. Gene Ontology annotation, molecular function: zinc ion binding; nucleic acid binding; ubiquitin protein ligase activity.